Molecule: messenger RNA, 4338 nt
Organism: Schistosoma spindalis
Lineage: Eukaryota; Metazoa; Platyhelminthes; Trematoda; Strigeidida; Schistosomatidae
Source: the annotation of a GenBank genome assembly
UUUUCCAUGGUGAUCUAGCUUCAAUUGACUCAUGAUCUUAAUCAUUGAAAUUACUACAAUCUCCACAAAACCGUUUCUGAUAAAAAAUCAAUACCCUACAAAUUACAAAUGAGUUUAGUUACUAAGAAUCCACUAUCAUGUACGGAGGGGGAAUUAAGGGUUAUGAACUACAUUCCACUAUUUAAUACAUGUAUACUGGUUCAAUGAAUGUAUUUCUUUCUUUAAUUCCUAGAAUCAAUCAAUUGAUUGUAAUCAUAACUUACAAAUGAUUAUAUUCUUUCAAGAACUAAUCACUAUUCAAUUUAAUAAUCAUUUAAAAUGGAUGAAAAAAUGAAAGAACCCGAAGACGACGAAGAAGAAGAAGAAGAAGAAGAAGAAAAAGAAGAAAAAGAAAAAGAAGUAGAAGGUGAAGAAGAAGAAGAAGAAAAAAGAAUAGAACAAUCAAUUGAAUCUAAAUUAGAAUGUUCAAAUCCAACUGAUAAACCUCAACAUAAUAUACUAGAUGAUUAUGAUUUAAGAGGAUUUAAACGUUAUUCCUAUUUAUUAUAUCAUCAACCAAGUACAGAAACAGAUAGUAUUGAAAUGUUUCAAUCAGUUGGUUCUACAAAAUUUUUAGAAAAUGUUGAUGAUUUUAAACAUUCCACAAGUGGAAGUUGGAAAUCUAUUAUUUCAAAUUAUGAAGAUGUUGAUACUAAUCAUCAUAACUUGAAGAUUGAUAAUAGUAAUCAUCAACAAAUCAUUGAAGUAUCUUCAUCAUCAUUCAAACCUAUUGAAGGAAUAACAAACUCUUCUUCUUCUAAUACUACUUCAAUGAAUAGUCCAUUGAAACAAUCAAUUCAAAUUGAUGAUUUACAAACAUUUAAAGAACAAUAUGAUUGUUCAUUAAAAUCAAUAAUCAAUACAUCAAUCGAUAAUUGUUCUAGAAUCAAUGAUCCUCAUGAACAACAUUGUAAUGAUAAUGAUGAUGUAAUGAUGCAUCAAAAUGACUUAUUAGAUAAUGAACUACGCAGAUUUGAAAUAAGAGAACAAUCAAGAUCAUCAAUUUUAUCAAAUAAUCAAUGUAGUCAAACAAAAUUACUUCAACAGAAAUAUACUGACCCUAAUACUACUACUAGUACUACUACUACUACUAAUAGUAGUAGUAGUAGUAGUAGUAGUCAUAAUGAUACGACAGAGAUGAUGCCUAGAUCCUCAUACAAAUUGAAACGAACUGCUACAGAGCAUAUUACUAAUAGAUAUAAACAACAUGAUCGAAAUGAAUCAUCUUUAAUGCGUCAUCAUCAUCAUCAUCAACAACAACAACAACAUCAACAUCAUCAUCCAAAUGAGAAUAUUAAUAUACCAGAGAAUGCUAUCAUUAUACGUCGUAAAUCAACUAUUCAUUGUUUAUAUCCAAGACAUUAUAGUGAUACAAUGAAACAUGAUGAACAAUUCAAUACCUCAACUAUGGAACAUGAAGAUGAUCAUAAUAUAAAGAAUAAGAAUGAUAUGAACUCUAUAAUUGGUACAAUGAAUAUCAACAAUAAUAGUAAUGGGAAUGAGAAUGGGAAUGGGAAUAUCUAUGAAUAUGAUACUCAUUUAAGUGAAUAUAGAUUAAGUGAAAAUUUAAAAUCAUCAUUUGAAAAAGAAGAUGAAAUGAAAGCAGAUAAUUUAUUAGAACGUGAAGCACAUAUUGGUGCAUUAGCAUUAGCAUGGGCAUCUGGUACGCAUAAACCAAAAAAAUCUCCAUAUGAUAAACAUACAUUAAGUAGAGAGACAUCGGAUAGAGUACAAGUGAAAUUACGACAAUAUAAUUAUAAUGAUCACCAUCAUCAUCAUCAUCAUCAUCAUCAACAUCAUCAUUAUAGUAAAUCAAAUAUAAUUAAUCCUGAAAAUUUUAAAUUAAAUGAUUAUACUACUAAUAGUAGUAAAAAGAAUAGAAUGACAUUAUCUACAUUACGUGAACUAAGUACAUCAAUUUUUACUCCAUCAAAAAGGAAUUUGAUAACCAGUUUUACCCAUCAUCAAAAUGCUACUCAUCGACAGAAAGCUCAUUAUUCAAUGAAUGAAACUGAUAAUCUUCUUCAUAGUAAUCGACUUACUCAUGAUGGAAGUAACAUUCCUACGAUCACUACUAUUACUACCACUACUACUAAUACUAAUACUACUCAAAAUAAUAAUAAUAAUAGUAGUCAUAGUAACAAAACAGAUCAUCAUUUAAUACCUCAAAGUAUUAAACAAGCAAUUAUUAGAAAUACAGCAAAAAUUGCUAUUUCACCAAUAUUAAAUACAGAUGAAGAGAAUGAUCAUAAUGAAUAUUCAUAUCAUUCAAUAGAUCCAAUAUCUCAAUUUGAUCAAUUCGAACAAAUCAAUCGAAAAGAUGAUAAUCAAUAUGAAUCUUAUCGUCAACAACAACAACAACAACAACAACCACCGCCACAACCACCACCACCACCACCACCACCACAACAACAACAACAACAAGAACACCAACAACAAAGUGAAGAAUUCCGUAAUCUAAUCAAUAAUGAAUGUCAACCAAUGAUCUAUAAUAGUAAAAAAUCAUCUAUACAAUCUGAACAAUUUCAUGAUCUAAAUGAUUUAUUUGAUACAGAUCAUAAUGAUGAAAUAAAUAGACCAAUUGGUAUACGUGCAAAAAUACGUCGUAAUGCAGAAGAUUUACGUUCAUUAUAUGGUACAAAUGGUCCACUUGGUUCAGUUCAACCACAAAUGAAUUAUAAAACAUCAAAUCGUGGAAUUGGUUGGCGUUUACAUUGGCGUAAAAUAUUUAAUGAAAGACGUAGAAAAUUAGCUGAUUAUUCAUUAUUUUUUGCUGUUAUGGGUAUACUAUUAAUGGUAUUUGAAUUAGAAAUGAUUAUGGCUAAAGUAUAUUUAAGGACAUCAAUCUAUUCUAUAUUGGUAAAAUCAUUGAUCAGUGCAUCAACACUUAUUCUAGUUGGUCUUACACUAGUCUAUCAUGCUGUUGAUGUACAAUUAUUUUGUAUUAAUAAUUGUAUUGAAGAUUGGCGUAUAGCAAUGAAUUGUAGAAAAAUUUCAUUAACAUUAAUUGAAGUAUUUAUAUGUCUUGUACAUCCUCCACCAAUUCUAUCGAAUUACAAUAUAUAUUCAUAUAGAAAUUCAUAUUAUACUGUAUCAACAUUAAGAAAUUUAAAACAAUCUGAUGAUAUAUUCAAUGAUCAAGAAGCCUUAUCGUCAACAUUAUCCUCUUCCUCCUCCUCCUCCUCCUCCUCUUCCUCCUCGUCAUCAUCAUCAUCGUCGUUAUCCUCAUCAUCCAGUAUUACAAUGAAUUCAUAUUAUAAUAGACCAUUAACAACAUUAAUAUAUGAUUCCAUAUUAGAUAAUCAUACCCAUAGAUUCAAUGAUUAUUUACCAUUUCCAAGUGUACCAUUUAUAAAUGAUCAUAAUGAUAAUAUUCAUUAUGAUAAACCUGUACCUAUGAUUAUUUUAGAAUUGACAUUUUCAGUUCCAAUGUUUUUAAGAUUAUAUUUAAUAUUUCGUGUAUUAUUAUUACAUUCAACUAUGUUUACGGAUGCUGGUUCACGUAGUAUUGGUGCAUUAAAUCGUGUGAAAAUUAAUGUUAGAUUUGUAUUAAAAACAUUAGCUACAGUAUGUCCCGGUACUAUGUUAUUAAUAUUUAUAUUAUCUAUGUGGAUUGUAACAAGUUGGAUUAUGCGUGUUUGUGAAAGAGAACAAAAUAAAGAAUAUGAGAAACUAUUAAAUUCAAUGUGGUUAAUUGCUGUUACAUUUUUAAGUAUUGGUUAUGGUGAUAUGGUGCCAAAUACAAAUUGUGGCAGAGCAAUAUCUGUAUUAGCUGGUGUUAUGGGCUCUGCAUGUACAGCAUUGGUUGUUGCAGUUGUUGCACGUAAACUAGAAUUAACAAGAGCUGAGAAACAUGUACACAAUUUUAUGCAAGAUAAUAAAUUCUACAAAAAUCUUCGACAUUCAGCUGCUAAUGUUUUACGUGAAACUUGGUUAUUUUACAAAUAUACAAGACUUGUAAAACGUGUUAAACCAGGUCGAGUAAGAAGGCAUCAAAGAAAAUUUUUAACAGCAAUAAGUAGAUUAAGAAAAGCAAAAGAUAAUCAACGUAAACUGAAAGAAGAUGCUAAUUCUAUGGUGGAUUUAGCUAAACUACAAACUAGCAUCUAUGAAACUGUAAAUCAUAUUCGAGCUGAUCAAACAAUUUUUGUUCAACGUUUGGUUGGCGUUGAAAAGUGCAUGACAUCAAUUCAGUCUUAUGUAAAUCAAAUGUCUGAUACAUUCACAGGAAUCAUUGAAACCCUUGGAACAUGUAAUACUACAACUGUACCAUUAGAUCAUGAAACAAUAUCAUCUUAA